AUGCUACCACAACUCGACGUCUUUUCUUUUCAAAUUGUCGCCAAGUACUUUUACUUCUAUGAAGAUUAUGUUAAUGCUGUUCAAAUAAACAAAAAGUUUAUAAAAAUAUUAGACCGUUUCCGCUACAACCCAAUUUCUGUUAGUACUUUAAAACUGUUUCCUUACAUUGAAACACAGCACUCGUACACAGAAAAAGACACUUUAAUUCCAUUUGUUAAACGUUAUGUAGUGUGGUUUACAGUUUCUUUAACAGACUCGUAUUUUCCUUAUACAGAUUUGGAAGUUGUUUACAAACACGUUAAAAUAGACAACGAAAACUUUUUUACCGACGCAAUAAGUGACAUCAAUGAAAUACCAAAAUCAGUCAACAUUUACUCUUUAUCACUCCUCAACAAUUUCACAGAAAUAACCGAAUUCAGUGUUCCUCUUCACAUUACAAAAUUGAAAACAAGUGUUUUUGAUAAUAACACAAAUUUGGUUUCUGUUAAUCUUCACAACAACAUCAGAAAAAUACCAACAAGAUGUUUUUUUAACUGCGGCAAUUUAAAACAAAUAGAUCUCUCACCCACACUUACAAAAAUUGGAGAUUCAGCGUUCAGUCAAUGUGGAAUUGAAUCGCUUGAAAUUCCAGACUCCGUGUCUUAUUUGGGUGAAAGUACUUUUCAGAACUGCACAGUACUUAAACAUUUGACAUUUUCGAAAUCACUGUUUAUAAUUCCAAAUGGUUGUUGCGAUGGUUGCCAUGUUCUAAGCGAUGUGGUUCUUCCAGAGAAUCUUCUUGAAACUAGUUCGCGUGCAUUUCAGCAGAAUUACAAUUUGGAUGUCGAUAUUCCAAAGAGUGUCACUAAAAUAGAACAAGACGCGUUUUACGAGUGUCUUGGCAAUAUUUAUUUGGACCAGAAUGUUAAAAAGAGAAAAACUCUCCUUUGGAUAUUGACGUACUUUUUGGGGUGUAUGACUAUAACAAAGAAUGUAACCACGUUAUAUUUGCAGAGGAUUUACACAUUAAAAUCAAUUCAACUCCUUUCAAAAAAGAUAAGUACAUUAAAGUCAUUGAUUUUGGAAAUCUAA
Molecule: messenger RNA, 1071 nt
Organism: Entamoeba invadens IP1
Lineage: Eukaryota; Evosea; Mastigamoebida; Endamoebidae
Exons: 1
Coding region: 1-1071 (356 amino acids)
Source: RefSeq, a predicted model, not a curated record